Molecule: messenger RNA, 339 nt
Organism: Suhomyces tanzawaensis NRRL Y-17324
Lineage: Eukaryota; Fungi; Ascomycota; Pichiomycetes; Serinales; Debaryomycetaceae
Gene: TYE7
Product: regulatory transcription factor TYE7
Exons: 1
Coding region: 1-339 (112 amino acids)
Molecular function (GO): protein dimerization activity
Source: RefSeq, a predicted model, not a curated record
AUGUCCAGAAGGAGAAGCGUACCUCGCGGCCCCCGCAAGAAGUUGACAGCGUCCCAGAAACAGGCCCACAACAAGAUCGAAAAGAAGUACAGAAUUAACAUCAACGAGAAAAUAGCAGGAUUGCAAAAAAUUAUCCCUGCAGUUGCUAACGAACUGGUGGGGUUCGAGACGGUGACACCAGAAAAUGCCGAACACGGAUGCCAAAGACUCAACAAGUCGGCCAUAUUGGAGAAGGCUACGGAAUAUAUUCUAUUGUUGCAGAAGAAGCUGAGACAGCUUAUGGCUGAAAACACUGCGCUCAAGAAUCAGAUCUUGAGGCACGGAGGCACCACCGAGUAG